This is a messenger RNA of Parathielavia appendiculata, 595 nucleotides long. RefSeq lists its product as uncharacterized. The record is from RefSeq and is a predicted model, not a curated record. The transcript has a single exon. The coding region runs from base 213 to 515 and encodes 100 amino acids. NCBI's taxonomy places the organism in Eukaryota, Fungi, Ascomycota, Sordariomycetes, Sordariales, Chaetomiaceae.
CAACUGAAUGUGCAAUUCGGUGUGUGUGCCUCAAUGGAGGUGAUAUCUGUGAUAUGUGGUGUGGCUGGCGUAGGCUGCGCUAGGCCGAAGGCAGUUUCGGCCGCGCAAACAGUGAACAGGGGGGAGUGCAAUUAGUGAGCUUGUCAGUUUUUCCCUUCUUUUUAACCAAAAGGAAAUCUGGUCCCGAUGCUAGCGGUUAAACGAACUGCCGGAUGUCGCUGCCGGUUUCCGGCAAGCGAAAUGGAUGCAAUCCCGUCGGCUGGCGGGUUCUCACAGGUUUGUUUUUGACCGCCUGCAACACCUGCAGCUUUCCCCAGAUUUUCCGUGUGACCGGAAGCAGCGCCAAGGCCGGUAUUGAGGUUCCUGCGUCGUACUCUGUUCCGCUUGCAUGUGGUGCUCCCCUUGCUUGGGGCUCGGCGAUUGAAUGCUGCCGGCUGUCGCGAAAGUGUGAUCCUCCUUUGCCUCGACCGAGGGGGACGAUGGCUGACCAGGCAGCCCUUUUGGUGGCUUCCUAGUUUCUGGGACGGUUGGGCUUAUCGGAAUGACUAUGUGUCAUUUUCCUCCGCCCCCAGGUACUGAUUAUUCCUCGGAUGCU